This is a messenger RNA of Suillus bovinus, 551 nucleotides long. RefSeq lists its product as uncharacterized. The record is from RefSeq and is a predicted model, not a curated record. Lineage: Eukaryota; Fungi; Basidiomycota; Agaricomycetes; Boletales; Suillaceae. The transcript is spliced from 3 exons. The coding region runs from base 29 to 505 and encodes 158 amino acids.
CACGCCUGCUCACAUUCAUGCUUUCACCAUGUUGCAUAUCGCGGCGGCGAGCACAGUCAUGAAGGUCAUUUUCUUUAUGCUUUUAUGUGUUGUGAAUACUAUUCAUGCUCAACAACACGUUGAUCCGAGUCAAAACCGGUCUAUCACUUGUCGCCCAUUUGGCGCAUGUGAACCAUGCCCACUAGAUGCUCUUCAUGAACCCUUCUGUCAUCCAUUCGGCAACCGUCAACUCAUGCAUUGUUCGAACACGACCAUACCUACACCAAGACCCAAUGAACCAUACCCUAUAUCUCCACCCCCAGGAGCUCUCGGGGAGACUCCUGCAUGGCAGCCUUGCGGCCGUGUUCCCGCACAAGAGCGCGCUGAUUUCUACGAAUUCGUAGCGUGCAACCUGUUUUUUGCUACUGUCGCCAUAGGUGUAUCCCUACUUCGCUCUCGAAGGAUCGAAGCAAACCAAGCUAGACGUCUUGCUGUACGAAUCGGACUUGUUAGAGGUGGUGGAUAGGAUCUUGGUCGAAACUUGGCCUCAAGGUAGCCUGUUCGGUUUCAUA